UCUUCGCGGCCGGCCCGGCGGCCGGCUUGCCCGUCUCCGAGCUCCACGCGAGAGACGGGAGAACGCCAAGGAACGAGAGGAGCCCGAAGCCGCGGAUCCCACGAGGAAGAACAUGAAGAUGGAGGUAAGAAUUGAGCACACGUGGGAUGGUUUACCUGUGAGCCACGACCCCGUAGCAAUUGCACUUCAGUCGUAUGAUGCAGGACUGCUAAUGCAAGUGAGUGCUCCCUUCUUCAAUGAUCCUCCAGCGCCACUUGGAGCGCCAGGGAAACCCUUCAGAAAACUGUGGGACUAUGAAGUUGUAGAAGCAUUUUUCUUGAGUGACGGAAGUGAGCAGUAUCUAGAAGUUGAACUUUGUCCUCAUGGACAACACUUACUGUUGCUGCUUUCUGGCAAAAGAAGAGUGUGGAAAGAAGAACUUCCCUUAGAAUUCGAUGUGACCAGAACGGAAACCAAAUGGAGGGGUAGAGCUCAUCUGCCUUGGAAUUAUUUUCCACCAGGCAUUAACAAGUUCAAUGCCUUUGCAAUCCACGGCUCAGGAGAUCACAGAAAAUAUGAAGCACUUUAUCCUGUGCCUCGACACAAACUUCAGGAAGGCCAGAAACCAGACUUAGAUGGCUCUGAGUUAUGGAAGAACUAGAGAAGACAGAUGGAAUUGGAAGUGUAAUGAAAGGAUGCCCACUAUCAACAGCAAAACUAGAGCAUGUUUACACUGUGCUGUGAGUGGACUUGCUUAUUUUCAGAGUCUGCAACAAGUUAAUACAGGCUGUUACUUGUGUGUGGGCAGUUAGUUCAAAUGAACUAGCUCUACAAGAGUGCUGCAGUUCUCAUGAAAACUUGGUACUCAACAUAGUGAUAGAUGGGUAAACUGCAGAAUGCCUGUAAUAAUUUUCAAGAAGGGUUGUUUUUUGUUUUCUAAGAGUAUGUCUUCAUAGAAAUCCUGACUUGUUCAGAGAUGAUCAGUAAACGUAUUUAUGGGAAGAGGUCGCUCCAUGCUGCUUUAAUUGCUCUUAGCUGGCCUUCACAUGUAAAAUGGACACUACUCAUUUAGAGAAUUUCAUUUACUUAAAUGAUGCUACCAGGUGUUCUAUUUACUGUUUGGCAGCUGUUUAAGUAUUACUAAGAAAUGAGCCUCAGUUGAUUCUGCUUGGCAAUGCAAAGGAGAAUUCCUAGCAAGAACCAGUUUGUAACGGUUGAAAGUGAGAUGCGGCCUUACAGGAGAAGAAUACUUAUUAGCUUCAUUAUCCUGUUCUGACUCCCAGUUUUCUGUAAGGAGAGGAUCUCCUUGUGGAGAUUUCCAAUUGGUCAAAAGUUGUAAACGGUAUUUGGCUGCAGUGCAGAUACGUUGUAGAGCAGGUGGUCAUUUUGUGUUUGGUCUGACUGCAUUUUUGGUCAACGUAAGAGCUCACCUCUAAACCCUGCCUUUUAACUUCAUACCGUUGUUCCUGUUUGUAGCUCAGGAUUUUGCCUUCUUUCCAGUACAAGAUUUUCAGAAACAGUGUUUACAUUCCCAGAAAGGAUGGGAAAAAACAUCAGUGAAGCCUACUGAGAAUGUUCUAAGAUGGUACUUUGGAACUUAAUGUUUUUUGUUUCU
This is a messenger RNA of Lagopus muta (rock ptarmigan), 1594 nucleotides long. Its product is annotated as UPF0462 protein C4orf33-like. The transcript is spliced from 6 exons. Lineage: Eukaryota; Metazoa; Chordata; Aves; Galliformes; Phasianidae. The record is from RefSeq and is a predicted model, not a curated record. The coding region runs from base 113 to 640 and encodes 175 amino acids.